Pecten maximus is the source of this 10390-nucleotide messenger RNA. RefSeq names its product trafficking protein particle complex subunit 8-like. Gene Ontology annotation, biological process: protein localization to phagophore assembly site; endoplasmic reticulum to Golgi vesicle-mediated transport. Gene Ontology annotation, cellular component: TRAPPIII protein complex; cytoplasmic vesicle; phagophore assembly site. NCBI's taxonomy places the organism in Eukaryota, Metazoa, Mollusca, Bivalvia, Pectinida, Pectinidae. Gene Ontology annotation, molecular function: protein binding. The record is from RefSeq and is a predicted model, not a curated record.
GCAUGAUGGCUGCUGAACUGAAGCCAUCACGUCCUCCAAUUUGCUGUCGUAGCUUAUAUUUGCAGAUGAUGUGCUCAAAUUGAAAACUUUCAGCAUGGCUCAGUGUAAACAGACUGCUCAGGAAUUUAUCCAGAACACAUUUAACCCGCAUGUGGCGGUGUUGUGUAGUCCAGACGCCGAGGUGUUGUGUCAGAAGAACAAUUUGACGUUUGUCGAGCUUGUGCAGCCUUUCUGUCACCUUACCACAGAAGCUCACAUCCGUGACCCUAACAAUGUACCACAUUGUAUCCGUCACCUGAAAAUUUCCAUGCUGGAUAUGACAGCACAGCCUCCCCAACAGGCCGUCGCUAGGAAAAUGAUGAGUGAUGCUGUCGCUAAUGCUCAGCCUCAGCUUGUAGAGGGAGGAAGAGGAAAUGUCAUAUCAAUCGGCAACUACGAUCUUCAGCUGUCAGCAUCUACGCCCUGGUUUGAGGCUUACAGAGAUGUGUUCCUACAGGUGCUGCCUCCUAGUGACCAUGAAUUUCUCAACCACUGUGUUGGAUGUGUGUUUGUCGUGUCCUCUGGCCACUCAGACCCUAUCACCGGGUUCAAUAAUCUGGCUGGUCAGCAAUACCAACAGCAGACACAGUUUCCAAACAAGAUGCCGCGCUGGCUGGCACCCAACCUUCUCAAGUAUUACGUACUGCUGCAUGACGUCACGGAAGGGGAGGAUGCAAAAGCUGAUGCUGUUUACCAGAAUAUGAAGUCGACCUACGGAGCAAGUGGAUGUCAUCUCCUUCACAUCAACUCGCGCAGCAUCAAGGUGGCCGAUAGUAUGAAGACGGACAGUAACCUACCCGACCCCUGGAGUCAGUUUCUAAGCAAGCCUGUGGAUAACUCUAAUAAAAAACGCCAAAAGGCUAGAUAUUACAUAGCAUGGGAGGGCGCAGACUAUGAUGUUUCCAUGGGUAACGGCACAGACGAUGGCGUGGCAUUUCCUGGGAAGGUGUCUGAAGGAACCCUGGAAUCUUCGUCUCUCACUGAUAGUUUGCUGGUCGAAUCAGCAUCAGAAGCACUAGAAGCAGCGUCCUCAGGAUCCGGGGCCGAUAGCGACAUGUUCGACCAUCCUCUGGCCAUGGACCACUCUACAAAUUCAAUCAACCAUGUCGACGAUCGUUUGUCGCCAGACGAAUCGGUCACCAUGGAAAACAACCACACGGGAAAUAAUACAAAAGUGCAGACGACCCCGGACAAGAAAGUGCGUGGACACGGGAUGUGUUUGACCACGAGUGACCACGACAGACUCCGGAUAUUUAUACACGAGUUCAGUGUCCGUGCCCUAAUUCCCUGGGCCGAGAUGUCCAUGAGAUACCUUAAUGAGCAGUUGACCUCAAGGAAAGGUAUUCCUCGAUCAAUAUUCAGUGUAACAAAGAAAUGGUUUGGAGGCAACAAAGCAACAGAAAAGGCCGCGGCAACUAACCAGAACACCACCGUAGUAUAUUCUCAGGAAGCACCAGAACUGCAAAUGCGACGACUGGCAGACCUGGCUUUCCUCUUCCAGAUGUAUGACUUUGCUUACCAGACGUACCACACGGCCAAGCGUGACUUCAACAAUGACCAUGCAUGGCUGCACACAGCCGGUGCCCUGGAGAUGGCGAGUUUGUCAGUUUUCAUGCAGGGUCCAGUCAGCUCCCAGAAAUACCCAUCUCACUACAUGGAGUCGGCCAUCACGACCUACUUACAGUCAUGCAAGAAUCCGUUAUAUGCAGCCCGAGCGACCCUGGUUAGCAGCGAGGCCCUGAAGAGUAAGGGGAUGUACAACGAGGCCGCUUUACAGUUCAUCAAACUGACCAGCGAGGACUCCGACCUGAGAAGCGCCUUACUGCUGGAACAGGCAGCCCACUGUUACAUCAACAUGGAGACCCCAAAGGUCCGCAAGUACUCCUUCCAUAUGAUACUGGCUGGUCAUCGCUACAGCAAGGCUGCUCAGAGAAAACAUGCGUUACGGGCCUAUUCACAAGCUUUACAGGUGUACAAAGGCAAAAACUGGUCCCUGGCUGAGGACCACAUCAACUUCACUCUGGGUCGUCAGUCGUUUAAUCUGAAACAGUUAGAGAACGCCACAGCUGCCUUCAAACACCUUCUAACAGAGAAUAGCAAGCAGAUAGCCAGCCAGCAGGGUGCCUUCCUCAGGGAGUACCUGUUUGUCUAUAAGCAAUUGCUGAGCCAGGAGGCUGGGGAUUACGGCCACAACACCCGAGCCCUACCUGAGCUUCCCCUCCCAGUGCUGGACAGUAACUCCACCAAGGUCCUACUGGGGGCCAGACCACAGCCAAGCCAAGCACCAGACAAGGUAGCUUCGUCGGGAGUGUGGUUUGACCAUAAGGAGAGUAAUCACCCUCGAUGGCAGAAGUUGGAGGAGGCGUUGGUUGCCGCGGCGAUUGGAAAUCUGCCAAAUACAUUCCGACCGACACUUCAGUGUUAUACCAAUCGAACUGACAACAAACACAGUCCUGUAGGCUUUGUGGGAGAGCCGAUUAUCGUUGAGGUGUACUUGGUGAACCCCCUCAAGGUCAUGUUAGUACUGACAGAGGUCACGUUGUUAUGGAGCUUCCUUCCGAGUCUACCAGGCCAGGAAAAAGCCCAGCUCAUCACCAAUGAGGUGUCUUCAACCUCUGUUAAGAAUACCCUGGCAAAUGAAAUCAUACAGACCCAGGUUAUAGAUGAAAUUAUCAUGGAUGCAAAUACCAAAUUGACGACCCAGAUUACACUGACCCCUCACCAGACCGGAGAAUUAAGGAUCGUAGAGAUCUCGUACAACCUGGGAGGGGUACUUAUAGAGGGCAACGGACCCAAACCAAACAUGUCAAACACGAUAUUUGUGCGCGGUAAACAGAAACUGGAAGUCCAGGGGCCCCGUCUCAACAUCACCAAAGAAGACAAGGCCAACAAGGUGUACGGGCCGGAUCGGCGUCUCGACCUCGUCAUACAACAGGAAAUGCCUUUAUUGCAGGUUUCGUUUUGUAAUUUUCCGCGGACAUUGUUAUGUGGCGAAGUGCAUGCUGUGAUGUUACAAUUCACCAAUGUUGGUUCUAGUCCCCUUCACAGACUCAAAGUCGCUUCCACAUGUCCUGAGUUUUUUACUCUCGGUUGCCAUGGACAACUUCCGAAAUUUCCGUGUGUUUAUCAAACAGCUAUGGAUGUUGGUGUGAGUGACUGUGAAUGUAUGUGCAAUUCUAUACCGAAAGACAGUGUUAAUCUAACUCGCGUUGUGGACAUUGUCCUACCUAGUGGAACUCUCCAGCCAAAAAGUACAAUUUCAGUACCUGCCUGGAUACGUGGAAAUGACAUAGGAGGAAUUCACGAGAUUCAUUUUAUGUUUUAUUACGAACCAGUACAACAGUUACCCAAUAUUAGCCAUAGACUAUUACGUCACACUGCAGUAGUUAACACCUUAGAGUCACUGAGCGUGCGGGCCAUAGCACACAGAGGAAACAACACCAGCUCACAUCCUAACGGCCACAGAGGUUCCUGUGUCGUCAUGUGUGAAUUAGAAAAUCUCAGUCAGGUACAGAGUCAGCGGUCGUAUGUGAAGGAGAUUCAAAUCAACCAGGUAUCCUGUGCCAGUGAAGAAUGGACGGCUCAGUACCUUAAUUCUCAACACGUCAAGUCGGAAAUACAGAUCGGCAGUCGGGAGACCAUGCAACUGUGUCUGAAGGCUGUCCGUAGUUCUACAAACUUAGAUACAAUAAUGGGUAAAGAAUCUAUUGUGUUCAGCGACGUUCCUUUCGACACACAGCAGAUAUGUAGUGCAAUGACGCCUUGUGCGGACUUUUUCUUCCGAUCAAAAAGCAGUAUUAAGCCUCUAGAACCUGAUAUGGAGGUACCUAUGCCUCCAAGUCGGCGGAAGACUCCAGAGUUCACAGACCUUAACUGUGCAAUACAAGUGGGCUUCACUUUAGUUAUACUGUGGAAGGCAUGUGUGAUCAAUGAGGACGGAGAAGUUCAAAUCCGAGUUGGUCAGCACCAUGUGACAAUAGAGAAAAUUGACAACAUCUUCACUUCGUAUCCAUACGUUCUUAUCCCAACAGAACAGCCGGCUGUCAGGUUUGUGAUGAAGGACCGAGAAGCUGAGGCGUCCACACCCGACUCCGAGGUCACCACGCAGCUGGUUGACCUCAACUUUAACCAUAGGUCAGAGGUCAAACAUAAUUUCUCCAGUGGAAGACUGUGCCAAGUUCCAGUGACACUGCUUCUACAAAAUUGCUCAAAAGUGACGCUAGAUGUUCUGGUAGACACAAGUCAAUCCCCAGAUAGGUUGAGCAGUAAAUCUAACGAGGCAUCAUUAUAUGAUCACUCCGGGGAGUACCAUCACAACAGCAGUUUUAACUGGGUCGGUCAGACCAUCACGCAGCUUCGUCUGGAGGCCGAGCAACAGGCCGCAGUGCAAUUGUCAGCCUGCUUCAGCAAGCCGGGAAUCUACAACCUGAACCGCGUGGCUGUGUUUGUGACAUACACCCGGGACUCGAACGAGAUGGUGCUUCAGCGAUAUAGCUCUCCUAGUGUUGUAGUAAUUGGCGAGGUGUCCUGAUCAGCAAAGCCUCCUCGUCGUGGUGAUGAAGCCUUGUGGAGUGGCAGAACAUCAGUUUAAGUUGCUAGAUUGGUUUGGUAUCGAUCAGGUCUGCUGUCUUCCCUGUUACAUCUGAUUAAUGUGUGAGGAUGUAUCCUUAGCGGGCUCACAUUCCCAAGGACUUGUAGUCAUUGUGCCACCAGUGAGGUUGUUUGUAGUGUCGGAGAGGUCUCCAUAUUGAUGUGCUGUCAAUGCGGAUGUCAAACUGCUGUGGCGUCGGCUCCUGUAUAGCGUUGAGUCUAUGAGGACCUUUCAUCUGUCUGACAUCGGCAAGGUCUCCGACAUCGACAAGGUCUCUGACAUCGACAAGGUCUCCGACAUUGACAAGGUCUCCGACAUUGACAAGGUCUCCGACAUCGACAAGGUCUCCGACAUCGACAAGGUCUCCGACAUCGACAAGGUCUCCGACAUCGAUAAGGUCUCCGACAUCGACAAGGUCUCCGACAUCGACAAGGUCUCUGACAUCGACAAGGUCUCCGACAUUGACAAGGUCUUCUACUUGAUGUUGGCAAGGGAGUUUGUCUAGGUCUUCUAUUUGAUGUCAUGCGAAGGAGGAUGUUGUAUUGUGUGACAUUGAUGAGGUGUCGGAGACGAUGUCGUAUUGUGUGACAUUGAUAAGGUGUCGGGCAGGAUGUUGUAUUGUGUGACAUUGAUAAGGUGUCGGGCAGGAUGUCGUAUUGUGUGACAUUGAUAAGGUGUCGGGCAGGAUGUCGUAUUGUGUGACAUUGAUGAGGUGUCGGAGACGAUGUCAUAUUGUGUGACAUUGAUGAGGUGUCGGGCAGGAUGUCGUAUUGUGUGACAUUGAUGAGGUGUCGGAGACGAUGUCGUAUUGUGUGACAUUGAUGAGGUGUCAGAGAGGAUGUCGUAUUGUGUGACAUUGAUGAGGUGUCAGAGAGGAUGUCGUAUUGUGUGACAUUGAUGAGGUGUCGGAGACGAUGUCGUAUUGUGUGACAUUGAUAAGGUGUCAGGGACGAUGUCAUAUUGUGUGACAUUGAUGAGGUGUCAGGGAUGAUGUCAUAUUGUGUGACAUUGAUGAGGUGUCAGGGAGGAUUUCUUACCAGUCGAACAUCGAUAAGGUCACCAACUUGAUGUGAUGUCAGAGAGGAUGUCUAAUUGUGCAAACCCAAGGAAGUCUUGUAAGGCCAACACUGAGGAUUUCGUUGGUUUAUUACCAGUAGGCUUCCAUAUCUAACACAUCAUUCAUUUUGAUCAUCAGGCAAACGAUAGCAACCUCUACUGCUGAAUUUGUGAUUCAGAUGUAAAGAUAAUCAUCAUCAGCGGAAACAAACUUGUUAUAAAGGUGUUUCCAAACAGGAGAGUUACAACACGUUUCAUCAUCAGAACCGAGACUCAGGAUGUGCAUUUCAUUGGACGCAUCGUGAAGAACUUUCUGGAUACAACACACAUUGUGAUGUCAUCAGUUUUGUGAACACAAUAAUGAUAACUGCUUCCAUCACUUUGGUGAUCAUACAUGGCCGAAGUGACAGUGACACGGCUCUGGUUAUUGAUUAAUCUCACCGUAUUCCAUGUUAAACGCACGUUAAUGGUGGCCUGUCAUCAACGUGUCAAAUCGUGCUACUUUCACCUCCGCUCACCAGAUGAUGUUUUACUACUUGCGUAUGUUGCAGUGAUGUUAUCCACCAGUUUGUCAUCGAAGAAUGAGAUCAACCAUUCCAUUUUACCGAUCUCUUUCUACCAAUUAGCAAGGUCCUAAAACAUUCACAAUAUUCUUGGUGUUUGGUGAGAAUCCACGCAAUCAGAACCAGACAAGUGUUGUACUCACUAUUAAUAAAAGAUUUCAUUUUAGAAAUUCUUUCUGUUAAAAAAUUCACGAAGUAAAAUACUUGAUAAAAUCAUUUUUUUUGCACAAUUAAAAUGAUACAUUCAUACCAAGCAAUUAAUUUCAUUUGAAAUUUGUGUGGUUGAUUUGUGGAGAGUCAGGAUCGUGUUUGGUGCUUGUGUGCGAGUUAGUGGGGCCACAGUGGGACAUGCAGGAAGACGGUACAGGUCACACUCGUGUUUAUUUAAUGGCAGAUAAGGCCAUUUUCUCCUGUGAUAACUUUUUCCAUGAUUUUGGAGAUAUUAAGAUUAUUAUGUGUGAAUAUUAUUCAAGACUUUGCUAUAUCUAUGAAUUUUAAUAUUAACUGUUAUUUGUGAAUUAUGUGUGAUUAUUUAAAGUGUGGCUGUAGCAUCAUACCUAUGUAGGUUAGUAUUAUAAGUGUAUGUAGCUAUAUAUAUAGGUUCUUAAGGUCAAGGUCAAGGUUGGUCAAGGUCAUUCUGCCCUAUGUGUUCAGGUUUGUGUACAAUUCUGAAAAUAAACAUUUCGAUUCAACUGGGAUGUGUACUAUUUAGAAAAAAUAUGGACAGAUUCGAAAUGAACUCAAUUGGUCACGAACUUUAUGGUCUGUGUUUUGUAAUUAAAUUAAUGUAAAAUGUACAGGUUUUAUCAACAUGUUGAUAAUGCAAAAUUUAAUCAAAUUAAUUUUUAUGUUCAAUCUGAAUCAAGGUGAUGCAACAGGGUGAUUGUUCAAAAAUAAAUAAGAAAUAAGUAAACUGCUGGUGAAAAGCUUCUGAUGGUCCCAGACUAGAUUCAGAGUCAGAAGAACGUUUUAAAAGUGAAUUUUGUUUCCAUAGUAUGUGGUUAAAAUAGUGAGAUUUAAGUUUUGCCUGUACAGUUGGUGUUUUAAAUAUGAAGGAUGAAUGUACCUAUAGGCUGCUAUUAAGAAGCCGAGGCAAUCAAUACUAGUUGGUUUAUGUUUUAAUUUAUUAUAAAUAAUAUGAAAAACAACAAGGAUAAUUUUAACAAUAAAAAAUAAUCAGAAACAAUAUUAAUAGUAUUUCAUAUAGAUUAGUUGACAAAGUCCGACUCGGUAACGAUUUAUUGUUAUUCAUUAUUAUUUAUCUAGUUAUAUAUGCCCAGUGUGAUGUGUGAACAGUUUAAAGAUAGGAAUUUCAUUAUCAAACAUAAAUCCUACAAUAGUUGGGGUCUCCCUCACCAAAAUGUCAUGUAUCAUUGACAUGUUAAACCCUUCACUUACUCUGUCAUGACAGUACAUGUACUAUGGUUUGUAAAUACAAAUGUAAUAUAAGUGCUAUCUUUUUCCUAAGAUCUAUUUUUCCUAGCUAUUUGGCUGAAUCACAAAUAAUUUGUGUUUCCACGAGCCAAUAGUAACUUGAAAGAAGACCAUAUGAAAUUAUUUCAUCAAUUUUUAACUGACAUUUCACUUUAUCAGAAAUGGUAGUCUCUGAUACACACUAUAUAUAUAUCAGUGUAUUUCAGGGUGCCUGGUUCAAAGAGGAAACAAGUUGUAAUAUACUGCUUGUUGAACAAAUAUUUAUUUAAUGUUAGAUAUUUAAGUUUCUUAUGUACAUUUUGGUAUAUUAAAGAUUUACUGCAUUAAAAUGUACAAUGUUCUAUAUGACGCCCCAUACAUGAGAUCGGACAAAUCAGUUGGAAUCAACUUGUCAUGUUACAAUGGUUUUAACAGGUAGAUUUUAUUUCAUGGGAUUGUAGCUUUAUGUCCUAAGACAUGAUGUUAGAAUACUCAUACAAAUAUUAUAUCACAAUAUAAACAUUCCAGCUCGUAAAACCAAAAACAGUAACCUGGCUUCUUGUCUAUAUGUAUACGUAUGAUAGAUUUCUAUGCAGGCGUAUACUUUAUACCCCAAACUAUCAAAUUAUGGUAGAUAAUUUUUUUUACCUCAUCCUAUCAUUUUAAACAGUGUUUUAAAAAUGUAUUUAGCUUGAAAUUGUCUUUUAUAAUUUGUUUAUUUAUAGCUGUACUGUUAUAAACACAUAUUAUAGAUGAAAUACAUGCUGCCUUUGGUUCAUUUGUUAAAGCUCGUUAAGUCAAACUUUGAUUUUGUGAAGACUUCUUCCUCUGUUUGUUCAAAAUAUUAAAACUCUUUAAUAUAUAUAUAUACCUAUAACAGGGCUCAAAGUGGAUAUUUUUACCAGGUGGCCUAUUUGGCAACCAAGUCAUAAAAUCUAGGCGCCAUUUGGAAAAGUUAGUCGCCUGGCCUACAUGUAGUUGUCUUACAUUUUUGAAAAAAUCUUUUAAUUCCUUAGUUCAGUAUAACAUCUUUCUGGAACUUUUUCGAUUGUGAAAGUUAUUUUAGCGUUGACUGCAACCUUUGAAAGAUUAACCAAAUCGCAAAUUUUCACAAUUUUUUAGGGGCCAAGCAGGCGCCUUACAGGUCAACAACUGGUCGCCAAUGGUGAAUUUAAGGCGCCAUGGCCACUAAAAUAGGCGCCACUUUGAGCCCUGCCUAAAUAAGAAAGAUGUACCAGCAAUUGAAAAGCUAUAUUUAUCACUAUUACAAAAAAUUGUAAACUCACAAAUGUUUCUAAGAGAAUUAAAUUAGAAAGAUACCGGGUAGCCUUAUACUUGAUGCACUUAUCAGCUUUCAUGUUUUGAAAAAUAAAAGUAAUUAUGAUAAAUAAAUGAUGAGCAUAGAAAGUGGGAAGUUUGAAUAGGAUGUGAGCGUGAUUUAAUUUCUGCCCGAUUUCUGUUAAUGUUUAAUUAAUUUUUCGAAUUCGACUUGGAGAAUAGAUGUUCAGGUUUUGUUAUUUAAAAGAUAGACGCCAGGGAAGUGUGAAAUACUAGUUAGAUUAUUACUAACACACACCUGACUCAUUCACAAGUAUAAAAAUCAUACAAGGGAGAGAACUCUUCAUUGAUUGUCUGUGCUUUACUUUUUUUCCUUUAUAAUUCAAGCAGGGAAGUUUGUUAUGCAUUUUAAGUAUCAUUGACAUACUUUUUAAACAAUGAUAUUGUCAGAGACUAUAUAUACUGGAACCUAACAUACACCACAAGGCUAGUCUAGUCAUUUCUGGGGUUCCGGUCAAAUGUCAGAAAGAUGUGUGAAUGCCGCUUAUAAGACGCAACUUCGAUUGAACAAAGGUUGAUAUGCAUGGUAUAGGUGACUCUAUAUAACUCACAUUGGCUGGCUGUAAUUGAUGCUGUAAUGCUGUAAAUGAUGCUGUAAUUACAUUUUAACUGAAUCCAAUCACCUGUUUAGGACACGGCAUGGAUUUCAAUGUAUAAUCGCCAUAUUUGUCAGCAAGUCUUCAUGCUUCCUCAUUGAUUACUCAAAUGUAUUCUUCUGUUGUAAAGAAUACUACAUUCUCUCAUUUCUGACGAGUACAUGCAGGUCCAGGUACAAUAUGUACCUUGUAUGUCGUGGUUCGGAUCAUUGAGCACCCGAUUAGGAAAUAAAAUCCACACUUUUUGAAUUUGAAGUAACAUUUGUAUUUGAAAGUCAUUUUAAAUAUCUAGUAUUUACAAUGUUAAUUGAAACAUUUAAAAGUAGGCUAAACAAACCUAGUAUUUACAAUGUUGAUUGAAAUAUUUAAAAGUAGGCAAAAACCUUGUAUGUUGAAAUUGGAAAAUUUAAAUUUAGAACAUACACGUCCCUUAUUGAAACUUUAAAGUGAUGUUUUGUUUAAAUUGAAGUUUCAAAGGAAGAAUAUCGAUAUACUUAUCAUUUAUUGUUAUAGCCUUGUCUUGUUAAAUUGUAGAUCAUGGCUGAGUGUCUCUGCUCCGUGUAAUGUUGUCACUUCAUACAUGCUAGGUUUCAGGUAUACGGCUAUGUAUUUGUGUACAUGUACUAGCUUUGUAUAGAGACUUCACAAAUAAGAGGUUGCAGAUAAUGCAUUCUCCCUUUACUGUUGCCAGUUAACCAGGACUUGUAGCCACACUUGUUUAGUUCCUGGGAUGGUUUCAAUUUUUUUCUGUGAUUUAUAAUAUAUGAUGAGUAAAUGAAAACAAUUGAAACAUA